Aspergillus tubingensis is the source of this 1227-nucleotide messenger RNA. RefSeq lists its product as uncharacterized. The transcript has 2 exons. Lineage: Eukaryota; Fungi; Ascomycota; Eurotiomycetes; Eurotiales; Aspergillaceae. The coding region runs from base 1 to 1227 and encodes 408 amino acids. The record is from RefSeq and is a predicted model, not a curated record.
AUGGUGUCUUCGACGGCGCUAACGACGAAGGUGACUUCGGGGUCACCCUACCAGUUGGAAAAGACUCAGGUCUCCCGCGCCUCCACGGCCCUCCUCAAACACAUCGCGACCAAGCAAGACGAGAAAGAAAAGACAGCCACGAAGAAGACGCUUAUCGGCGACAACGACGACAGCGACGCGGAAGAAGGCAGCGCUCUGCACAACGAAGCGAUCUGGCUGGUCUUGACAACGAAGAAGCACAUCGUGGACAAGAACCGUCUGAAGCCAGGCAAGAUCCCUAUUCCGCACAGCCUGAACGCCUCUCCCUCCCUCAGCAUCUGUCUCAUCACCGCGGACCCCCAGCGCAGCGUGAAGAACAUCGUCACGGACCCGUCUUUUCCUGCACACUUGUCGUCGCGCAUCGAGCGGGUGAUCGGAUACUCGAAGCUGAAGGAUCGGUACAAGAGUUUCGAGAGCCGGAGACAGCUUCUCGCUGAACAUGAUGUGUUCCUGGCUGAUGAUCGGAUUAUCAUGCGGUUGGUGAAUACGCUCGGCAAGGUUUUCUAUAAGAGUAGUAAGAGGCCGAUUCCGGUGCGGAUUGCGGAGAUUGAGAAGGUCGAUGGGAAGAAGGUGAAGAAGGACCCCAAGGUUCGGAAUGCUAGGAAGGUGGAGGGUGAGGGGGAUAAGGAGAGUGCGUUUGCGACACCGGCGAUUGUGGCUAAGGAGAUUGAGAAGGCGUUGAACUGUGCGCCGGUGCAUUUGGCGCCUGCUACGACGGCGGCGAUCCGGGUUGGGUCGAGUAAGUUCUCCGCUAAGCAGGUGGCGGAGAAUGUGGAGGCUGUUGUGAAGGGGUUGACGGAGAAGUUUGUCACCAAGGGGUGGAGGAAUAUUAAGGCGUUGCAUAUUAAGGGGGCUAAUACGAUGGCGAUGCCGAUUUGGUUGGCUAGUGAGUUGUGGGUUGAGGAUGGGGAUGUUGUUGAGGAGGAGGAGCAGACUCCUGCUGUUGAGGCGGGUAAGAAGCGCAAGCAGAUUGGUGAUGCUGAGGAGGAGAAGGUGAUUGAGGAGGCGCCGAAGAAGACCAAGAAGGCUAAGGCUAAGGCUGGUCAGGAUGAUGAGGAGACGCUGUCGCUGGCUGCUAGGAAGGAGAAGCUUCAGAAGCAGAAGGCUAAGGCGUUGGAGGAUGGUGCGGUGGCGGUUCCGCCGGCGGCGACUGGUGCUGGUAAGAAGAAGAGAAAGUCGACUUCUUGA